Molecule: messenger RNA, 3588 nt
Organism: Drosophila obscura
Lineage: Eukaryota; Metazoa; Arthropoda; Insecta; Diptera; Drosophilidae
Exons: 1
Coding region: 1-3588 (1195 amino acids)
Source: RefSeq, a predicted model, not a curated record
AUGUCUAAAGAUCAUGAUGAAGAGAAGGCAACUGGGAGCGGAAUGUGUGGAAGCACGAAGCUCACAAAAUUGUAUGUGAGGUUGGAGAAGAUAAGCGAAGAUAUAAAUCGAAUGAGGAUAGCAUUUGAGGAGGGUUCAAUUUCGCUGGAUCCAUUACAAAUCCAAUGUCGUUUGGAAAUAUUGAACUCCUAUAUUGAAAAAGCAAUGGCACUGCAGUCCGAGAUCGAUGUACUAGACCCAGAUAAUUCAGAUAGGGCGGCGUUGGAAGAAACGUGUGUGAUCACAAAGGCUCUGUACAUGUCGGCAGCGACCAACAGAUCCCCUCAACCAUACAUGAAUUCAGCACCCACACACCACCACUCCAAUUUGCCAAAAUUGAAGUUGCCGAAGUUCAGCGGCAAGCAUGCGGAUUACAAACAGUUUAUUAGUCUGUUUGAAAGUUUGGUAGAUUCCGACCCGUCGUUGUCCAAUAUAGAGAAGUUCAACCAUCUCAUAUCGUGCUUGUCCGAUGAAGCCUUGGGAACCGUUAAGGCGUUCCAAAUGUCAGAUGCCAACUAUCCAAAGGCGUUAGAAAGUUUGAAGAGGGUGUACGACAACAAGUGCUUAAUAUUCUUUGAGACACUUGCCCAGUUGUUUGACAUUCCUGCCGUAACCAAGCCGUCAGCGUCUGCAUUGCGAUCAACUAUAGAUACAGUGUCAGCCAUUCUUGAGUCGCUUUUAUCGUUGGGAGACGAGCGAGAGGUUGCUAACGCCAUGAUAAUACAUCUGGUGUUAUCCAAGGUGGACCCAUACACAAAAACAAAGUAUGAGGAGCAGCUUAACUACGAUGAGCUCCCUUGCUGGUCGGAUUGUGCGAAAAUGUUGAACCGCCGGUACCAGCACCUUUCAGCAGAGGAGUCAUCCAAAGCGAGAGGCAAACCAAAGUUUGACAUGCCGUCGACCAGCAAGAAAACCAGCAGAUCGUCAUUUUCUUGCGCGAGGGCCGAAAAGUCGAUCGACCCCAAGUGUUUAUAUUGCGGCGCCAACCAUUCGAUCGGAAACUGCCAGGGAUUUGGGGCAAUACCCGUCUUGGAGCGUUUCGAGUUCGCAAAAGGCAAGCAAUUAUGCAUUAAUUGCCUCCAAUCUGGACAUAGGGUAUCUCAGUGCACAUCCUCUAAGUGCAGAGUUGGUUCACAGAGGCAUCACACCCUCUUGCAUAGAUACGCAGCUCAGAGCGCAGAUUCAGAAAGUCAGGCAAUAGGAGUACAAGCAUCGUCCCAUCCUGCGCAGGUGAAGCAGGCAUCCAGUGAGCCCGAGCAUGUCAUCCUUGCCACAGCAGUGGUAAGAGUUCGGGACAGAUUUGGCCAAGUUCACUUAGCAAGAGUGUUGUUGGAUUCGGGUUCACAGGUCAAUUUCAUGACAGAAAGUCUAGCGCAAUCGCUAAGGUUGGCAAGGGUCAACCGUUGCCUGACAGUGACAUCUGUAGGCAAGUCAAGCUCGGUGUCGAGGAGUGAAGUCUCGACGACAAUAUACUCCAGGUUAAAUAACCAUAGUUUCGUAGCAGAUUUCUGGGUUCUUAGCAGCAUUACCAAUCAGCAGCCUGACAGAAGUCUGCCCAUUAAGCAGUGGAAAAUUCCUGCGAAUGUGGAGUUGGCAGAUCCAGCAUUCCAUCGACCUCAAAGGGUAGAUAUGCUGAUUGGAGCAGACUCGUUCUUCGAUCUGUUGUGCACAGGCCAAAUAAAACUGGGUGAAGGGGCACCAUUGUUGCAAAAGACCCUUUUAGGUUGGGUAGCUUCAGGUCGGUGUAGCAAGCUUCUGACUGGAGAAGCCGCUUGCUGCGUCGCAACCUACUCACCGGAAGAAGACUCUCUAUCUCAAAUGGUCGAAAGACUGUGGGAGAUAGAUGCAACGCCAGAAGAAAAACAUGCUCAAACAAAUUCGGCAGAGCAGCUGGCAUGCGAAGAGUUUUUCAAAGCCAAUGUCUGCAAUUUACCGACCGGAAGGUUUCAAAUACCGUUGCCUUUCAAGACAGACCCAGUAUCGUUGGGGUCGUCCUUCGAGGUCGCAAAACGUCGUUUCUUAUCGUUAGAGCGACGAACGUUAAGAGAGAGUGAGCUGAGAGACAUGUAUCUCAGUGUCAUGAAAGAAUAUAUCGAGCUCGGCCAUAUGUCUCCGACAGACAACGCGAUUCCGCCAGGACCACAUUAUUUUAUACCACACCAGUGCGUCCUGAGGCCUGAUAGCAGUUCCACCAAGCUUCGAGUCGUUUUUGACGCGUCGAGCAAGACCACAACUGGGUGGUCAUUAAACGAUUUACUUAUGGUGGGACCUACUAUUCAGAGGGAAUUAUUUUUAUCACUCGUUCGAUUUCGGGUGAAUCGGUAUGCUUUAACGGCAGACGUUUCGAAAAUGUAUAGGCAAGUGGAUGUGGCCGUAAAAGACCGGAAUUUCCAACUCAUCGUGUGGCGAGAACAUCCCACCGAUCAAUUGCAAAUUUUUCGGUUGAACACAGUUACCUAUGGUACUUCCGCAGCACCUUUCCUUGCCAUUCGUUGUUUGCACGAGCUCGGUGUACGCCACAGAGACACCCACAAGAAGGGUUCUGAGGUGAUCUGCAGUGAUUUUUAUGUAGACGACAUGCUGACAGGAGCCGAUGACGUAGACACGCUGAAGUCGAUUUGCGAUCAGGUGUCUGAGAUUCUUGGCUCCGGAGGGUUUCAGCUUUCGAAAUGGUUUUCGAACCAUCCAGAACUAAUGGAUGGAAACAAUGAGGAGAAAUCCCUAUCAUUCAAUGAUGCCGAUUCGACCAAAACAUUGGGGAUGAGGUGGAGUCCAAGAACAGAUACGUUCCGGUAUCACUUGGAAGAUAGCUUCACAAACUUGAAUCCGACUAAGCGCACCAUUCUGUCAAUUAGUGCUCGACAAGCGUAUGGGUGCUGCAUUUAUGUGCGAGCGCUUUUCGAAGGUCAAACGUACGUUCGAUUGAUCGCUGGGAAAGCAAGAGUAGCUCCCCUAAAAACAAAGACCAUCCCGAGGCUCGAAUUGUGCGCCGCAGCGUUAUUGGCGCAAUUUUGGGUCUACGUAAAGCAAGUUUUGGAAAAGUGUCGAAUCGAGAGCGUAUUUUUCUGGACGGAUUCAGAAAUAACGCUACAUUGGAUUAAAACCCAACCGUCGUCACUUGCAGUAUUUGUCUCAAAUAGAGUAGCCAUGAUUCAGGAGCUAUGUCAGGGCAUUACGUGGCGUCAUGUCCCAUCGCUGUCGAAUCCAGCGGACUUGGCGUCUCGCGGAUGCGAAGUGCCUGAGCUCCUGGAGUCCAUAUGGCUAGAAGAUCCGAACGACGGAGAGGUGCUGACGCCAGGCCAUUUUUUAAUCGGCCAGCCCCUUCGUUCGCUGCCGCAAGAGUGCGAGCCAGACGGACGGAGCAGCGGUACCACCUUUACCAAGAGGUGGCAACUACUCUCAGAGCUCAAACGACGUUUCUGGCAGGCUUGGUCGAAGGACUACGUCCACAACCUGCAAGCACGCAGCAAAUGGCAAACCCCAGAGGCCAACAUCGGGGUCGGCGCCAUGGUGGUGGUCCACAACGACCAUACGCCGCCGCAGCGGUGA